Ilex paraguariensis (yerba mate) is the source of this 534-nucleotide messenger RNA. The record is from the annotation of a GenBank genome assembly. NCBI's taxonomy places the organism in Eukaryota, Viridiplantae, Streptophyta, Magnoliopsida, Aquifoliales, Aquifoliaceae.
AUGUUCCGGUGUGUUGCCAGAUAUGGCUAUAAAGAUAUCAGAAAGGAAGACCACCAUGCAUUUGAGCAGCUUUUAGUUGAAAGCCUUGAGAAUUUCUUGAGGAAGGAAGCUCAAGAUCUUGCCUUGGAGAGUAGUUUAAAUGAAGUGGAGAUUGAUAACAUUUCAGUGACAACAAGGGAUUCUGAAGAUCAAGAUGGUGAUGGGAUGGGGGAGCUUAGGGUCCCAUUGAUGCAUGAUCAAAGAUUGGAAGAACCAGGAACCUCCACUUCAUCAGGAGCUGUCUCGGCAUUGCCGACUAGUGUCAUGUCUCCAGAUGAAGAUCCAAGCUUGGAGUAUGAGCUUGCAGCUCUUCGAGAAGCCACUGAGUCUGGAUUUACUUAUUUGCUUGGGCAUGGUGAUGUGAGGGCGAAGAAAAAUUCCUGGUUCAUUAAAAAACUGGUGAUAAACUAUUUUUACGGAUUUUUGAGGAGGAACUGCAGAGGAGGUGCGGCAACCAUGAAGGUGUUAGAGAAAACCUUGUAUCUCAGUUUUUAA